GACUGAAGCCAUCUGCUGUACAAAAUAAUGCGAAGCUCGUCUGAUACAUUGACAAGACGUCACGCUUGGGGAGAAAAUACCAUUUGAAUACUGUAACUCGACUCCUGCAAGACAGUUUGACAGAUUGUUGGCAGAGGAUAAGAAGGUCAAGAGGAAGAGCGAUUACAUAACUAACGGCCACACGUGAUCAGAAAGUUGGAAAGUGCCAGCGGGGGAUCAGCAGCCAUCUUCCUUUCAUCCAUCCAGAGUCCCCACGGCCUACCUCACCGCGUAUUUCCCGACGUUCUGGAUAUCUAAAACAACAUUUAAAUCGACGUACGCACGCUAUCUAUUUCCGCCCAUCACGGCGUUUAGCUUCUUGUUCGCCCAAAAAAAACCGUUUCUGUUUCCUCAAAGUUUGCAAUGGAGGCUCUGUUCUUUAACGUUGAGGACGGGUUCCUUGAGGCCAUGGUCCGUGGGUACAAGGCUGGAAUUCUUAAUUCGACGAAUUAUAUCAAUUUGACGCAGUGUGAGACGUUGGAUGACCUCAAACUGCAGCUUGCAUCUACCGAUUAUGGAAACUUCUUGCAGAAUGAACCUUCUCCGUUGGCAACCACGACUAUUGCAGAUAAGGCCCGUGAAACGCUCGUGUCGCAUUUCCAGUACAUGAGGGCGAAUGCAGUGAAGCCUUUGGCAACGUUUUUGGAUUACAUUACCUAUGCAUACAUGAUAGACAAUACCAUCCUCUUGAUUACCGGUACGCUUCACGAACGCGAUACAAACGAUCUAUUAGAGCGAUGUCACCCUCUUGGCAUGUUCGAUGGUAUCGCAGCGCUAUGUGUCGCAACAAAUGUUGCGGAACUCUUUAACACUGUCUUGGUUGAGUCCCCAUUAGCACCGUACUUUGAAAAAUGCCUUUCAGCGCAGGACUUGGAUGAAAUGAACAUUGAAAUCAUCCGGAACACGCUGUACAAAGCUUACUUGGAGGAUUUCUAUGGCUAUUGUUUGCAAUUGGGUGGACCGACUGCCGAGGUUAUGGGAGAGAUUCUGCAGUUUGAAGCAGACCGCCGAGUCAUCAACAUCACGAUCAACUCUCUAAACACAGAGCUUAGCAAGGAUGACCGAGCAAAGCUGUUUCCGACUUGCGGAAGACUGUACCCAGAGGGAACUUAUAAGCUUGCUCGUGCGGAUGAUGUAGACCAAGUUCGUCUGGCCGUAGAAAAUUACCCGGAGUACAAACAAUUCUUUGACAUUCCCGUCGGAUCGGACCGAUCGCUCGAAGACAAAUUCUUUGAGUACGAAGUCCACCUGAACAAACGGGCCUUUACGCAGCAAUUCCAAUACGGCGUAUUUUACGCUUACGUCAAAUUGAAGGAACAGGAGAUUCGCAAUAUUGUGUGGAUAGCGGAGUGUAUCGCUCAGCAGCAGAAGGACAGGAUUAACAAUUACAUUACAAUCUUUUGAAUGCUGUUUAUGGCUGUAGUGAAUAGAAAGCGUUUUCUUGAGAAUUGUUUCCGCAGA
Spizellomyces punctatus DAOM BR117 is the source of this 1500-nucleotide messenger RNA. RefSeq names its product H(+)-transporting V0 sector ATPase subunit d. The transcript has 6 exons. The coding region runs from base 403 to 1443 and encodes 346 amino acids. The record is from RefSeq and is a predicted model, not a curated record. Gene Ontology annotation, biological process: vacuolar transport; proton transmembrane transport; vacuolar acidification. Lineage: Eukaryota; Fungi; Chytridiomycota; Chytridiomycetes; Spizellomycetales; Spizellomycetaceae. Gene Ontology annotation, cellular component: proton-transporting V-type ATPase, V0 domain; vacuolar proton-transporting V-type ATPase complex; fungal-type vacuole membrane. Gene Ontology annotation, molecular function: proton-transporting ATPase activity, rotational mechanism.